Messenger RNA from Haliotis rufescens (red abalone), 1102 nucleotides. RefSeq names its product vitamin K epoxide reductase complex subunit 1-like. Gene Ontology annotation, biological process: peptidyl-glutamic acid carboxylation; vitamin K metabolic process. Gene Ontology annotation, molecular function: vitamin-K-epoxide reductase (warfarin-sensitive) activity. The transcript has 5 exons. The coding region runs from base 426 to 920 and encodes 164 amino acids. The record is from RefSeq and is a predicted model, not a curated record. NCBI's taxonomy places the organism in Eukaryota, Metazoa, Mollusca, Gastropoda, Lepetellida, Haliotidae.
CCUGUGUGCUGAUAGCUCCUCUGCUUGGACAGAACACAGUGAUGUUAGUGGCAGGGGCUAUUUUGGAUGUGUUCAGAUCGGUGGCAGAGUUUCUCAUGGACAGAAAACAUGUAGCGGGAUCUCAAGUACUUGCCAAGGAAGCCACAGAACGUGUAAUUAUCGUCUGCUGGUAGCCCUCUUCUCUUGGGCUUCCCACUCUCUGCAAACGUGGCAUGAUAUGAUUGGUGGAGUUUCCGUCGUCUGCUAGAAGACUGACAUGCAGAUCCGCUGCUGACGCGGCGCUGAAAGAUGAACGACUACACCCACCACACAUCGCCCCCACCGCUUCACUGACGGGGCUCACAUCAACCGGACGUCACAGCGGCGACAACACACGUUGUACAAGGUUCCGUGGUACUUCAUCUACAACAACGGCUGGUGCAUGCAUGAUGUGUGUGGCGUGGCUGCUGAUGUCCAAUAUGGCAGACCGGGUGCUGCUCAGUGUGCUGGGGGUGGGCGUGUCCCUGUACGCACUCAGGGUGGAGGUGAGGCGGGAGAAUGACCCGCAAUACAGGGCGGUCUGCGACUUCAGUGACAGGUUCAGCUGCUCCAAAGCACUCUGCUCACCGUACGGGAAAGGAUUUGGAAUAGUACGUUUACUGGUGGGCAAAGAUCACUUCCUGAAUCAACGCAACUGUACCGUCGGGAUCUUGUUCUACCUCUCACAGAUUGUCCUAGCGUUCCUUCCCAACCAAGUGCUGUGCUCGUAUAUUCUUUACUACACCUCGGUAAUCGCGGGCCUUGGUUGUGUGUAUCUGGCUUUCAUCCUUUUCUUCGUACUGCGUGAUAUCUGCAUCGUCUGUAUUGGCACAUACGUCAUCAAUGCUGUGCUCAUUUACCUCAACUACAACCUGUACCUCAGCAAACAUCCGGGGCCGUGAGUGUCGCACAUAUUGGGGCGGCUGCAAGACCUACAUGGACCACUUGUUUCAGUGUAUCGUGAGAAACUGCAAUUGUUGCUACAGGUACAAUAAUGAGGGAGGCUGUGUACAUGGAGAAAUUAAUGUCAUAAAUUCUAAAGUGGAGAGAGAAAGGGCUGACAAUAAAGACAUGUUUUCUUCAA